Molecule: messenger RNA, 1331 nt
Organism: Megalops cyprinoides (Indo-Pacific tarpon)
Lineage: Eukaryota; Metazoa; Chordata; Actinopteri; Elopiformes; Megalopidae
Product: prostaglandin reductase 1-like
Exons: 10
Coding region: 93-1256 (387 amino acids)
Biological process (GO): prostaglandin metabolic process
Cellular component (GO): cytoplasm
Molecular function (GO): 2-alkenal reductase [NAD(P)H] activity; 15-oxoprostaglandin 13-reductase [NAD(P)+] activity
Source: RefSeq, a predicted model, not a curated record
ACCGGUUUGAUGAUCGCAACCGCACACAUUUGAAACAUCCUAUGCAGCUAUCAGUUUAGAACAGGCGCUCUGCAGAUUGGCACUUCACAUGGAUGCUAUUAUGUAAUCAUCUGGAUCUAGCAUUAGUCGAUCCCGACAAUAUACAGAUCAGUCGACCUGAAAUAGCAACCACGAUUCCUCUUCUUGUUCUUGUGCUGGAAAAGAGCGGAUAUUUGAAUCAUCUUGCCAAAAUGGAAAACGGAGAUAUCAGUGCAAAGCAGCGGACUGUGGUUCAAGCAAAGACCUGGGUUCUUCGGCGGCACUUUGAGGGCUUCCCUAAGGACAGUGAUUUUGAGUUGAGAGUGGAGCAGCUCCCCGAACCCAAAGAUGGAGAGGUCCUCCUUGAGGCAGUUUUCCUCAGCGUUGACCCUUACAUGAGACCAUACAGUCGGGUGCGCAUGAAAGAGGGCGAUGUGAUGAUCGGGACUCAAGUUGCCAAGGUGAUCCAGAGUAACAACUCCAGCUACCCAGUUGGAUCCUAUGUGGUUGCCAGAAGUGGCUGGAGGACUCACACAGUCUGUGACGGGGCGGAGCUGACACGGCUACUGUCAGACUGGCCAAAGGACUGCCCCAUGUCCCUGGCUCUAGGAUCCAUCGGCAUGCCUGGGUUGACCGCUCUGUAUGGAUUAGAGGAGGUGUGUCAGAUUAAACCCGGAGAAACCCUUCUGGUGAACGCUGCUGCAGGAGCCGUGGGGUCUGUGGUUGGGCAGAUCGCUAAAAUCAAGGGGUGUAAAGUAGUGGGCUGUGCUGGAAGUGAUGCCAAGGUGGCUUACCUGAAAGAGCUCGGGUUUGAUCACACAUUUAACUACAAGACCACAGCUUCAGUGGAAGACACUCUGAAAACCGCCGCCCCAGAUGGAUACGACUGCUACUUUGAGAAUGUUGGAGGACCUUUCUCUAGUGUGGCCAUACCUCAGAUGAAGGAGUUUGGCCGGAUUGCUGUCUGUGGGGGCAUUUCCCUGUACAAUGACACCACUCCCCAGACCGGUCCUUAUGUACACCUCCACAUGAUCUUCAAGCAGCUGAAAAUGGAAGGAUUUCUCGUCAGAAGAUGGGAACACAAGAACGAGGAAUCUCUGCGGAGGCUGGUGGCAUGGGUGAAAGAGGGGAAGCUGAAGUGUAAGGAGCACGUCACUACAGGCUUUGAGAACAUGCCAGCGGCCUUCAUGGGGAUGCUGCAGGGAGAGAACACGGGGAAAGCCAUUGUGAAAGUGUGAGACAUUAUUCUGGAAUCGUCCAAGCAUUCUUCUGUCUGGAAGCCAUCCAUGCACAUGUUCUUCACCUGAGCUCCC